GGGAGGUGUGUAGUAUUAAUUGAUAUUAAGACUAUAAAUAAAAAUGAUUUCUAAAAUCAUUUGCCAUUAAAUUACGUGACGAAAGAUAAGUCACAUAUCAACAUAUAAAGAACAUACAAACACCAUGUCACCAUGCUUCGAGCACUUUCGAUUCUAGUUUUAUUUGCCGCGUGGAUAGAAGAUUCAUUACAAAAUACUAUAUCAUUGAAAGCAUACGAUACAAUACGAGAUGGGAAUCAAACAUACAGGACACCACAAGUAGUCGAUCAGAAAAUAUUACUGAACAAAGAUAUUGUGGACGACGGCAAUAGAUGGACGAUUAUGGAAACUAAGUACAGCCCAGGUGUCAACGAGCCAACACGAAGAACGUACAUAAAAAAAAUUCUUUCCGAAGAUAUUUAUCAACCAUGGUCUGUUCAAAACAUGACCCGAAAGCUGUCGAAUAAUGCCCGUAGAAGACAAUUAAAUAGUGACAAAAAUAUAAAAUUACUCUUCCUUCCAUUAUGGGCACCACGAUAUUCAUAUGAUAGUGAAAUAGUUUUACUAGGAUAUAAAAAGAAAAGGAAGAAAAAAGGAAAAAAUCCACCGAAACCAUCGAAACCACCGAAACCAACGAAACCACCGAAACCAACGAAACCACCGAAACCACCGAAACCAACGAAACCAACGAAACCAACGACACCAGACUCUGAAACAACGAGUAAAGAGGGUUCCAAAUACCAGGUAAACGUGACUAUUGGUUUUAAUAGCAAUACUGAGGAUACCGAAUCUGGAUCAAGGGAGACUAUCCCCUUAGCAAAAUAUCGACCUCCUGUACCUAACUAUAGAUCACCCUUCUAUAACCCACAUAUACAUUAUCAGAAAUAAAGCAUAUAAAUAUA
This is a messenger RNA of Nymphalis io (European peacock), 881 nucleotides long. RefSeq lists its product as uncharacterized. The record is from RefSeq and is a predicted model, not a curated record. NCBI's taxonomy places the organism in Eukaryota, Metazoa, Arthropoda, Insecta, Lepidoptera, Nymphalidae. The transcript is spliced from 2 exons. The coding region runs from base 133 to 867 and encodes 244 amino acids.